Messenger RNA from Neoarthrinium moseri, 630 nucleotides. RefSeq lists its product as uncharacterized. The transcript is spliced from 3 exons. The coding region runs from base 1 to 630 and encodes 209 amino acids. The record is from RefSeq and is a predicted model, not a curated record. Gene Ontology annotation, biological process: DNA replication; DNA strand elongation involved in mitotic DNA replication. Gene Ontology annotation, cellular component: GINS complex. Lineage: Eukaryota; Fungi; Ascomycota; Sordariomycetes; Amphisphaeriales; Apiosporaceae.
AUGUACGGAGAUCUAGGUAACAAGCUCGUUCAUCAUGCGAAACGGGCCCAGAAUCUGGCAUAUCUGCCACCGUACCAGACCGAACUCGUCCGCGCCGUGACGCGCGAGGUGCGCGACCUCGACAAGGACCUGGCCAGCAUCCUGGAAUCCUUCCAGGGCAGUUUCGAGCCUCAUGCCGACGAGGCCAAAUCAUGCACCAUGCUGGUCAACCAUCUCUCCAUGCGGCGCAACAAGCGGUGCCUGCUCGCCUACCACCGCACCCGGACCGACAAGCUCGAGGAACUGGUCUGGAAAGGAGAAGACGUCGUGGACCUCCCCGGCCAGCAGGUGUCCGGGAACCAAGGUGCUGCCGACGCCGGCUCCAGCAGCUUGAGCCCGCAGGAGGAGGAUUACGUUCGCCAGUACAGCGAUCUUCUGGCAGCCUACAAGGGCCAAUGGACCGACAUAGACUUGACCGGCAGCCUGGAGCCGCCGAGGGAUCUCUUCAUUGACGUGCGCGUCCUGAAAGACGCCGGCGAGAUCCAGACCGAAUAUGGCGCUAUCACGUUGACAAAGAACAGCCAAUUUUUUGUUCGGCAGGGCGAUGUUGAGCGUCUGAUAGCACAAGGCUACCUGCAGAAGCUUGGCUGA